AUGGGCGGGGACAGACCUGUAUUUUGUGGUAAUUUUGAGUACGACGCCAGCGUGCGGGAGAUUGAGAGGCUUUUCGACAGAUAUGGAUCGCUGGACAGGGUGGACAUGAAAACUGGUUUUGCAUUUGUCUACAUGAGGGACUCUCGAGAUGGCGAUGAUGCCAUCAGGGGACUUGAUGGGCGUGAAUUUGGGAACCGAAGGCGAAGACUUCGUGUUGAGUGGGCGAAGAUGGAUGGGGAAGUGCGGCGCCGUGAGGAUCUGAGACGGCGGCAGAUGAAGCCUGCGACCACUCUCUUUGUGGUCAACUUUGAUGCGGAUCGGACACGCGAGCGUGACUUGGAGAAGCACUUUGAGCCCUUUGGUCGGCUGAAGCGCGUGCAGAUCAAGCGCAACUAUGCAUUUGUGCAGUUUGAGAAUGUAGAUCAGGCGGCCGAUGCUCUCAAAUCUGUGAACGGCACCCACCUGCCAGGCGCGCACCAUACUUGCUGA
Messenger RNA from Coccomyxa subellipsoidea C-169, 489 nucleotides. RefSeq lists its product as hypothetical. Gene Ontology annotation, cellular component: nuclear speck. The coding region runs from base 1 to 489 and encodes 162 amino acids. The transcript is spliced from 4 exons. Gene Ontology annotation, molecular function: RNA binding. The record is from RefSeq and is a predicted model, not a curated record. Gene Ontology annotation, biological process: mRNA splicing, via spliceosome. Lineage: Eukaryota; Viridiplantae; Chlorophyta; Trebouxiophyceae; Coccomyxaceae.